AGCUGUUCAAGAUUACAAUAGGGCGUAGUCAUUGCGUAAUAGUUCUAGCUGAAGAGCCAAGCGAAGCACUAAUUUCAAAAUGACUAAGGAAGUUGGUUUAGUUGUGCAAAAGCAGAAGGUGAAAAUUGAAAACAAUAUUGUGAAAGGCAAAGAAGUGGCAUUUGAAAUAAGCUACACUCACCUGGGCAAGUACAUCUUGGACAAUAUAUCGGUGUCGCCCGAUAAAGCUGCUCAGAUAGAUGCGGCAACCGGUAAAAUCGAUACGUUUGGCGACGUAAAAGAUCGUUCGAUCAGAUGCGCUGUCUGGUUAAGGAAAAAGGGUAUCCGUCCAAAUGACGUGGUUGCAAUUUGUACCGAUAAUCAUUUAGACACGUGCAUACCAGUGUUCGCCGCUCUUUACCUCGGGGCACCAUAUUUACCCAUCGAUGAUGCUUCGGAUAUACGUAAGAAAUGUAGAUUCGAAAAUAAUCAUACUUAAUGACAAGACAGUGAA
Messenger RNA from Cephus cinctus (wheat stem sawfly), 493 nucleotides. Its product is annotated as 4-coumarate--CoA ligase 2. NCBI's taxonomy places the organism in Eukaryota, Metazoa, Arthropoda, Insecta, Hymenoptera, Cephidae. The transcript is spliced from 3 exons. Bases 80 to 478 code for a protein of 132 amino acids. The record is from RefSeq and is a predicted model, not a curated record.